UUGUUGCUUUUUAUACUGCCGGCCGCCAGCAGAGUUUAAUUUAAUUAAGUUCCACCGAUUAAAAGACUGCAUUCAACAUGUCGGAGAAAUGGGAGGUGGUCUCCAAGUCGCGCAAGCAAAAAAAUCUGGACAAGAAAGUGUUGGCGCACACUGAGCAGAAGCGGAUUGCAGCCCAGUUGCCGAAACUGGAAGAGCUGUUGCCAACUCAGCGAUAUCGCAACUUGUUCGGCUCCGGCGGCGAUAACAACAACAAGUCCCAUUCCCCCGCUAAAUCAAGUUCAAGUGCCUCGUCCUCCUCGAAAACUAAUAAAUCGCCAGCAAAGAAAAAUCCCGUCAAGAAUGCUUCGGCUCCUGCUCAAAAAAAGUCCACGUCGUCAUUGGCGGCCAAGCCAAAAACUUUGGAGCUUGCUUUAAAGAAUAUUACAAGGGAUGAUUUCUCUUCUCAACUAGAGCAGGUCAAGCUGAGUUGUCCAGGAUCCGAGUUGCGCUGGCUAAGUCAUAUUGCUCUAUACUUCAAUGGCGCUUUGUCCUACGACUGCGAUCCCAUAUUUUCCGGUCGCUCGGCCCAGUAUCCUAGCAAUUUGGCCAGUGCCUCGCUUAAGUACUCGAUUGUGGAGUUUUUGGGCAGCGUGGGCGAACAGAAUCUGGAGUACUUCUUCUACUCCCUGCUGGACAGCAUGGCCACCGAUCUGAAUAACAACCAGACGGUUGUCGGUUACAAACUGAUCUUGCAGUUGAUUGGGCAGAACUGGCCCAGCAUUUGUUCUCGAAACCUGGCCAAGACUGCACUGCUACGAAAUUCUUACCAGAACCGUAGUAACAUCUGCCUGAGCAUCUUGUGGGCCAUUGGUCAGGGUGGCUAUCAAUCCCUAAACGAGGGCGUCCGGGUGUGGCAGAACCUUAUGUUCCCCAAUCUGGAACUGAAGCAGUACACCAAGUUUGUGGUGGAGUACAUGGAGCGGGCUUUAAGUGCAGCGUCUGCAAGAAAGCCAGUGGAUACGCUUCAGCUCAACCAGCAAGAGUUCUUUGCCACCUUUAAUGCGCUCAAUGCUUCCUACAACAACCUGUCCAAAGAGUUCCAGCAAAGUCUGAAGCGAAGUGCGAGCCUGUUGCUUCAAAACUAUAUUAAUAGUCCUGUGAAGCACGCCAAUAUAUUCCUGACGCUCCUCCGCGAAAUAAGCGCUAGUUCAAAGCAUAAUAACGAGAUCGAAGGCUGUAUAAGUUGCCUACUCAGUAGCGGCAGAAAUGAUUGUCUGCGUGUGUGGCGCAUGAACUAUAAAAAGCAGCAGUUGCCUAGUCUAUUGCUAAUGAAAGCUAUAGACGAAAACUGGACCACAUCGACCCAUGAAUUGGCUACGUCGCCCCUAUAUCACUCUUUCCUACAAGACGUGGAAAAUCUUAAUGAAGAACUUCAGUCGAGCAAGCGAAAAGAAGGCAGCCUAGAAAGUUUGAAAGAAGUUUUGCUGAGCGUUCAGGAGAAGAGCAGCGCUCAGCAGAAGAAGAACAAACAAAAUGCUGCGGCACAGAAAAAGAAAUGCGGAUGCUGCAAGUGGACGUUGGGCAGCCUCUUCAUUAUCGCCCUGAUCGCCGGAGCUCUGUACUACGACACCGAGGUCAACGGCAAGGGAGUCUUCGAGAAGUCGGCCACCGGCAAGGUGCUGAAGAACGCUGGAGUGCUGCCACAUGUCCAGAAGACGUGGUACACGGUCAUGGGCGCCGGAGCACGGGGCUACAAGUGGGCGGAGGUGAAUGUGCCGCCGUACGCGGAGCCGGCGAUCAAGACCACCUGCGACCUCUGGAAGCUGGCGAGGAACGCGGCCUGCAACGUGUACCAGAACGGCAAGGGAUACUUCACCGCCAAGUGGCCCGUUGUGGCCAAAUUCAUUGACCAAUACGUGCCCAAUUUGUCUGGCAAGAUCGAAGCCUUUGCUGCGGGCGUGAGCGAUAUUGCCGUCAGCAGCUACGACAAGUCUGCCGCGUUGAUCAAGGAAAAGGUGCUUGUUGGCCGUCUCUCGCCCGAGAACAUCAAUCAGGCGCUGAACCAGACGCGCAACGCCGCCCUGGAGUACUUCAACCAGUUUCACAAAAAGGUCGACGCAUACGCCAAGCUCAAAUGAUUCUAAGCGUCAGGCACGCUUAACUCUCGAACAGCAACAUCAUCAGCAGCUGCAGCAUAAGCAAACACGAAAACGCGUCAUAGUAAAUAGUGAAGGAAACGAAACCCUAAUUUUUCGCAAUUAGUUCAAAAACCGGAAAAUGUUCUAUCAGUCGUAACUCAAGAAGCCAUUCACACUCAUCAACAAACCUCUCGUCAAGUCUAAUUAAGAAAAAGCAAUACGAGCAAAACUUUGUGGAUGCCGAUAGUGUACACUAACAACCUAGUAAAUUCAACCUCUAUACUGAUAAAUUAGUUAAAGACCCGAUAAAAUUUCUGUUGUACAACACUCGUUUAAACAUUUUUCUCCGGGAAGAGAAAACAUUAUUUUUAAAUUUGUUUACAACGGCUUGAAAGUUUUGUAAAAAGUUCUACCAUUAUCAAAAUUUUGUAUUUGUAAUUAUUUAAGUGCGUUUUUUGUGGCGAUACGCGAAGCGUUAACUAAUGAGGUUAACUAAACUUAACAAUUCCAUCUGCAUUUUGAAAGCAAACAAUAGAUUCAGAUACUUUUAUAUUUUUACUUAUAGUUUUCUUAUAUUUGUGUGUGCAUUUCUUAGACUCCCCCAUAUUUGCAUAAAAGCGCGAUCCUUUGGAUUUGAUUUUAAAUCUCAUUUGUAUAUUUAAUGGAAUACACGAUUUUGCAUAAAUAAAAUAAAGUUGAAAGAAGUGAAGUACAGAA
This is a messenger RNA of Drosophila ficusphila, 2834 nucleotides long. RefSeq names its product transmembrane protein 214-B (gene Tmem214). Bases 78 to 2117 code for a protein of 679 amino acids. Lineage: Eukaryota; Metazoa; Arthropoda; Insecta; Diptera; Drosophilidae. The record is from RefSeq and is a predicted model, not a curated record. The transcript has 8 exons. Gene Ontology annotation, cellular component: Golgi apparatus; endoplasmic reticulum.